Molecule: messenger RNA, 2623 nt
Organism: Trematosphaeria pertusa
Lineage: Eukaryota; Fungi; Ascomycota; Dothideomycetes; Pleosporales; Trematosphaeriaceae
Exons: 2
Coding region: 374-2392 (672 amino acids)
Cellular component (GO): nucleus
Molecular function (GO): nucleic acid binding; exonuclease activity
Source: RefSeq, a predicted model, not a curated record
CAGCAAACACCAGCUCCGGACAAGGGACUGCUCAGGACGACUCUAUCUUGGGCAGGCUCUCAUACGAGCUCGAUUCACUAACACCUGUCACGCUAUUCACUGACUAGCCGCUAGAAGCGCAACCCAGCAGCACGGCUGGCAAACACAAUCAGCCUAAGCCUUGUUGCUUCCUAGCGACUCCUUUACUGUAUCUUCACCCCAGGUUGCUGCGCUAUGCGUAGAGAUCUUUGAGCCUGCUUCACCUGAGCGCGUGCGCUUAUCCACCUGGACUCUAUACGCUCCAUAUCAACCUCACGUGCAAGCGCUCCGCCCAUGACGCGACAACUCGUCCAACAAGCUCCGAAUACCUGAGAUUCCACGGCCACGGAAUACCAUGUGGCCUUCAAUACCAGCUUUCAGGAGUUUCGGGAAUGUAGCUUGCCCGUCCGGUGCUGCAUGCGAGCUUCCGUACUGCAUCUUUUCUCACGAUGUCACCAAGCUUCAGGACGCCAAUUCUGGUACUGCUUCUAAUACUGCAAUCCUCGACCAAGGACCAGAAGCAAAACGCUUGAAGCUUGACAAUGGAACAAAGCAACCUGCUCAGCAAGCUACCCAGGCAUCGAGCCAGCAAGCAAAACCGCAGGUCUUUGUCGGUUCAAUUACUUCGAAGGAAGGCUCAGCGCUGCCCAAGAAUGCAAGCGAGCCUACUAUUUCGACGGAAAAGACAUCAGUCAACAGCAGGACUAGCGAAUAUCUCCCUCGAACUGUAACAAAGCCGGUCUCACCGCCGCCAAAGAAGUCAGAAGCAAAUGCCCCCCUGAAGCCGGAAGCGGAAGUGCGUUUGACGCCGCGCAAACUUCAGAAGGAGCCAGCAGUGUUCACGAGAAGAUUGACGAUGCUCAAGGCACUUCACCAGUACAUGGUGCCGUUGAACGACAAGGUCGCAAAAGCAGUCCGACCGGAGACCAAGGCCCUACACUUGAGCCCGAAUCAGCUCAACAAGCUAGUGGUCGACGAAGAAGAGAAGCUGGCUAAGGACCAUACGUCUGUUUACGACAACGUUCUGAAGCAGCGUUUGGUUGCGCUGAAGAAAAUGACCGUAGACGAGUGGGUAAAGAGCAGAAGGGAGGCCGUCGCGAAAGGGAAGGGAGAGGCACCAAAGAAACCGCCACCGAAGAGAGUUGACACUGGUCUGAACCCGAAAGAAGAGGUCACACUCCUCUCCACACUUAUCUCGCCGCAGACCGGCUUAGACGCUCACGGAUACGUCACCAAGCUACCGACAGACGCUGAACUGAAUGAGACGCAUGCGGCGCAAGAGCUAGCCGAUUUUUGGGAGGUCUGCGAUCGUUGUGGAACACGCUUUCAAGUCUUCCCUGACCGAAGAGAGGAGGACGGCGCGCUGACCACUGGCGGUCAGUGUAAGCAUCACUGGGGAAAGCGGAUCUUUCCGAAGAAGGCAAAGGGUCAAGCUCCCGAGCCGACGCGGUUCUCUUGCUGCAAUGAGCCUGUAGGAUCACCGGGCUGUACGACACAUGAUACGCAUGUGUACAAGAUCUCGGAGGUAAAGCGACUCUCGCUCGUUAUGCCUUUUGUCGAGACUCCCGAAAACGACGAAGCUCAGCCGCAUACGGCAGUCUGCUUUGACUGCGAGAUGGGCUACACGACGCAUGGUCUCGAACUCCUACGCCUGACCGUCGUGUCCUGGCCUACGCAUAGACCUCUCGUCGACGUCUUAGUCCGCCCACUCGGCCACAUUCUGGAUGUCAACACCCGCUUCUCCGGUGUCACCGCAGAGCAAUUCGUCAACGCAAAGCCUUACGACCCCGAGAAUCCGAAACCCAUCCGCACCGACCUUCGCAUCGUCGACUCGCCGUACGUCGCGCGGGAUCUCUUCCUCUCCCAUAUCUCACCCACCACUCCCCUCCUGGGCCACGCCCUCGAAAACGACCUAAACUCCAUCCGUCUCAUCCACCCCACCAUCAUCGACACCGUCAUCCUCUACCCCACCCGCUCAGGCCUGCCAUACCGCCACGGCCUCAAAACACUCGCAAAAUGGCACCUUGGUAUGGAUAUCCAGCAAGCCGGUGCAGCGGGACAUGACAGCUUCGAAGAUGCUAGAACAACGGGCGAGCUCGUGCGGUUCAAAAUAGCAGAGAAGUGGAGGAAAUUGAAAGAUGAGGGAUGGACGAUACGCGACGAUGGUGUGUAUCCUCCGGUGCCGCCGGGCCUACCGCCACCAACAGCGCCGCCUGCUCUGUCGAUGGUUCCGCUGCUGAAGAGCACGGAAAUGGAGGCGCAUCCUGCGGAGAAGCGAAAGCUCCGCCAAUUGGAGGAGGAUGAGGGGACUGGAAGCGACGAGCCACCAAGGAAGAAGCAGGAGCGGGAUCUCAAGGUCUUGCAAGAUGAGUAGUGCAACGGUAUGGAAAGAUGGUCUGUUAGCUUAGCACUGCAUUGCAUUGCGUGGAACGGCAUUGCACGGAGUAGUCCCGAGACAGCCCUUUCGGCGCGGGAUGGUUUGGCGUUUGACAGAGCGACAUGUAUGCCAUCUAAAUUCCUGGCUUUUGCAUAGGCAUGACUGUAGUGCCUCAGGGUAGUUGGCAUAGCCGCGGACUUUAAUUAUCGUUCUAGUUCCUGCCUCUAC